CAGAAUGGCGCAAGGAGGGCUACCUCAUACAACAAGAAAAAGGGCUGUUUGGUGAGAAGGAUAAGAGGCGUUGGUGUGUCGUGGAAAAGAAUAAAUUUCGUAUCUACAAGAAAUCUAAGGAAACUCAGUUCAAGGAGUUUUGUCUAGAUCACUGCGAAUUUAAACAUGGGAAGCGUACAGGGAAGGAUGACCAUGAACAUAUGUUCCAACUCAUUGCUGAUGAAAAAACAACAUUAACAUUCAUUGCUUCAACAGAGGAUUAUUUACAAUGGAAGGAUGCAGUUAUUAGAGGGAAAAUGUACAUGAUUCUUCAAUGUUUAAAAGAUUAUCGAGAAAGUAAUAGUGAACGUCGCAUUGUCCUCCUUGGAAAAACAGGCAAUGGCAAAAGCGCAACAGGAAAUUCUAUUCUUGGCGAAGAGUCCUUUCUAUCAGCUUUAAGAAACAUUUCAGUUACAAAGAAGUGCAGUCGUGUUGCUCGAAAAAGAUUCGGAAUAUCUAUGGAAAUCAUCGAUACCCCAGGUCUUUACGAUACGGACAUGUCAAACGAGGAAACCAUCAAAGAAAUUGUGAAAUGCAUCGGUUUGUCAGCUCCCGGUCCCCAUGCUUUUUUGCUCGUUUUAAAAGCCACGUCGAGAUUUACAGAGGAAGAGGAGAAUGCUUUGCAGAAAUUUGUUAACCACUUUGGGGAUACUAUUUACCAGUAUUUCAUAGUUGUUUUUACAGGCAAAGACCAAAUGGACGCGGAAAAGAUCACAAUAUCAAGUUUUCUAGAACAUGUUCCCAGAAAUUUGAAGGAGCUGCUUUCGAAAUGUAGUAAUAGAUACUUUUUCUUAAAUAAUAAAGAUAACGAUGGAAACAAAACAGAGCAGAUUUUGGAAUUGCUUAAUGUUAUUCACAAUAACUUGAGUGACAAUAAUUUGCCGUUUUACUCCAAUGAAGAUUAUGAAAAGGCUACAGAAGCUCUGAGAAAAAGAGCAGAAGAGAUACGACAGAAAGAGGAGGAAGAGCGUCAAAAAGAAAGAGAACGUCUUGAAAAGGAGUUAAAGGAAGAAAUUAAAAAGCAUAUGGAGGAUCGGGAAGCCAGUGACAAGAAGAAAGAUGAAGAAAUCAAAAAGCUACGUGAAAAACAUGCGGAUUUAGUUAAAAAACUAAACGAAACGGAUGAAAGUGACAGACUUAUGGAGAUUGCGAAAAAAGAAAUUGAAGAAAACAUUACGGAAAGUUUUCUAAAGGUGGCAGUUUCGCAUUUUGAAAGUGCGGGCCAUUCUAUCGUGAGCGGUAUUGGUGCGGUUGGGCAGGAACUUGCACAGCAGCCUGGGAGACUGUUUUCAUGGCUUGGUUGGGGAAAGAAGUAAAACAAUGAAAACUGGUAUAUCAGUAAGU
This is a messenger RNA of Saccostrea cuccullata (small rock oyster), 1383 nucleotides long. Its product is annotated as GTPase IMAP family member 4-like. The record is from RefSeq and is a predicted model, not a curated record. The transcript is spliced from 4 exons. The coding region runs from base 201 to 1355 and encodes 384 amino acids. Gene Ontology annotation, molecular function: GTP binding. Lineage: Eukaryota; Metazoa; Mollusca; Bivalvia; Ostreida; Ostreidae.